Molecule: messenger RNA, 2201 nt
Organism: Lactuca saligna
Lineage: Eukaryota; Viridiplantae; Streptophyta; Magnoliopsida; Asterales; Asteraceae
Source: the annotation of a GenBank genome assembly
AUGGAUACUGUUCUACACUUAGGUGGCCUAUCUCCAACUAUACUUGGAUCAUUUUCCACACCUAAACACCAUAUUGCAUAUAACCUUCAUACUAAUGACAGAAUUUCAUCCCUCUUCUUUGAAAAAUGCCACCAGUUUCAGCGCACACAUAAACUACAUUGGGGAAAAAAAUCAAGAACCUCCAUUGUUGCUUGUUUCCCCCCUGUUCGUGAUACUCGGAGAAACAAGAAACGGUUAACCCACCCUCAAAAUACGGAUCUUCCUCCUGUAUUACCUAAGCAAAAGAAGAAACCAUUUCCAAUUCCACUAAAGAAGAUCUUAGAAACUUCAAGAGCCAACAAAAAGCUAGCAGAAAAAGGAAUAGAAAAGCUCCUUGAGCCUCCGAAGAACGGGCUUCUUGUUCCUGAUCUUGUUCCUGUUGCUUAUGAAGUUCUUGAUGCUUGGAAGAUCUUGAUCAAAGGUCUUUCACAGCUUCUCCAUGUCAUUCCUGUUCAUGCUUGCAGUGAAUGCGGGGAGGUUCACGUGGGUCCCACAGGCCAUGAAAUUCAGACUUGCCAUGGUCCAAACAGUGCAAACCGAAGAAGCUUCCAUUUAUGGGUAAAAGGGUCAAUAAAUGACAUUCUUCUCCCUAUCGAAUCAUACCAUCAAUUCGAUCCAUACGGAACCCGAAUCAAACACGAAACACGAUUCGACUACGAUAGAAUCCCGGCGAUCGUCGAGCUCUGCAUCCAAGCCGGUGUCGAAUUACCAGAAUACCCUUCACGCCGAAGAACCCAACCCAUCCGAAUGUUGGGCAAAAAAGUAAUCGACCGCGGUGGAACCAUCGAACCACCCAAAACGCCACCGCAUUCCGAGGUUUUGGAACUCGACACGCACCGUGCUCUCGAGCGAUUCCCGUGUCCGGCGGAAUCAGACGUGGUCGGAAUCGCACAUUCCACACUUAACGCGUAUGAGAAAGUGAGAUGGGGUGUGGGGAAGCUUAUGAGGAAAUACAGUGUGAAGGCGUGUGGGUAUUGCUCGGAGGUCCAUAUGGGCCCGUGGGGCCAUAACGCGAAGCUUUGCGGGGAGUUUAAGCAUCAAUGGAGAGACGGGAAACACGGGUGGCAGGAUGCCACGGUGGACGAGGUUUUCCCGCCAAAUUACGUGUGGCAUGUUCGGGAUUUGAAGGGCCCGCCGUUGAAGAGCUUGUUGAAGCGGUUUUAUGGGAAGGCUCCGGUGGUGGUUGAGAUGUGUGUGCAGGCGGGGGCGGUGGUCCCACGUAAGUACAGGCCGAUGAUGAGGCUCGAUAUCGUGGUCCCGGAUAACGAGGAGGCUCGGUUAGUUGCUUAAACAAUGACAAUAGUUGAAGUGUUAUUGUUGUUUGUGUAGAAUUGAAGUGGUUGUUUGUAGCUUUAUAUAAAACAUUACGAAAGAUCGCAUACAACAAAACUCAAAUUUGGAUAUAUGUAAAUAUGUGAUUCCCAUUUACAAUAUUAAUCGGGGAUAAAAAUGUAAAUAUAAAUCUAAAUUUUUAGGUAAGGCAACCGUUUGAGAGAGGUGAAGAGAAACUUUCCAUGUCUUCUUCUAUCGGAAUUUCAGCAAUGUCUUCAAUGGUGUUUGUUGUAUGAAUUCCUCUUUCAAUCUUGAGUGUCGUAGUUCCAUUCCAUAGUAUCAUUUCCCUUUCCAAAUGGAGACAAUAACUCUCAAAGACACGAGAGGUGACUGUGAGCUCAAAAUCUAACAUGAAAAGGAACUCCACUUCAAGUCUGUUUAACUCGGCAUUCGUCACACCCCCAACUCGAGCAUAAAAUGCGUUGUUGUAAUGUCUGUUUUCAUAAUCUUAGCAGCCACCAUUAUACUUGUAACAAGCAGUCUAUGAACAUUUAGCCGCACCACUAGCGAACCGGGAUGUCUGUGAACCAACCGGUCUAUAUAAACGUACCCCACCACGAAACAAGCCGGGCUACAGUUUGUGUACUUGUAUAUCCGGUCUAGAUACUUGGCUAUCGUGAUUGCCGGCGGUCUAACGCCGUGAAACGCCUCCAAGUUUUUCCCCAGCCGUGCAGGUGCUCCGCCGCCGCUGCUUAAACUCAAUACCUCAUCCCGGUUCACUAGUCUUUCGAGAACAACAGAUAAGAUCGACAACACUCUUGGGGUCGCCGGAUCCUGUUCGGUCUGCUCCGGCAGCCGGUUCUGGCCAUUAUCGGUGACGGAGAUGGCUA